AUUGGAAAAAUUCUAAUCGCUCUCGUAAAAUCGGUAAAUAAAUCUCUAUAAAUAGCAUCGCAUUGGCUUGCGCAGAUGCAUUAAUAUCAUUAUAUAUGGAAACAUCAAGUAAGGCAUUGUGCUUGGUGGGGCUCCUCCUUUUGCUGGCCAUAUCCACGAAUGGCGCCGGGGAGUGUCCGAAUUCAAGCCCCGACAGCGAAGCCAUGAAGCUGAUUCCAUGCGCAUCGGCGGCGCAGGACGCCAACGCCGCCGUGUCGAGCAGCUGCUGCGCUCAGGUGAAGAAAUUGGGACAGAACCCAAAAUGCCUGUGCGCCGUCAUGCUGUCUAAUAUGGCCAAGAUGGCUGGGAUUGAUCCCAAAAUCGCCAUCGGCAUUCCCAAACGUUGUAACCUUGCCGACAGGCCCGUAGGCUACAAGUGUGGAGCUUAUACCUUGCCAUGAAGGCGUUGGGGAUGAAGUAUAUAUAGUGGCGAAAGCUGUUGUUGAUUUUAAUGUAAUUGUAUUAGCAUCACUGUGGGCUAUGACCGUGUGCGCUCUGCUCUGGACUGGGGCUACUUCAUGUUAAAUAUGAUUAAUAAAUGUUUUAUCUUUCUCGAAUA
This is a messenger RNA of Salvia miltiorrhiza (redroot sage), 598 nucleotides long. RefSeq lists its product as uncharacterized. Gene Ontology annotation, biological process: systemic acquired resistance. The coding region runs from base 96 to 440 and encodes 114 amino acids. NCBI's taxonomy places the organism in Eukaryota, Viridiplantae, Streptophyta, Magnoliopsida, Lamiales, Lamiaceae. The transcript has 2 exons. The record is from RefSeq and is a predicted model, not a curated record. Gene Ontology annotation, molecular function: fatty acid binding.